AUGCCUAAUUGUUUACAAUCUGUUCGACGAAACAUGGCUGCUGUCAAGUGAGCUUGUUGAUGGUGUACCGAACAGUUACAAUUCACUUAUAUGUUCUCUUAAAUUAUUUAUUUUAAUUCAUAAGUGUAUUGUAACGGGGAUAGUUUCAAUAGUUUUCGUUUUACUUUGGAACCGUCACAGAUUCCUUCACCCGCGAUAACGCGCCAGUUAGCAUCACUAGCUAACUAGCUCAAGGAGAACAAUGACGGCAAGCUCAUCGGGUGGAAACACCUGUCUCACUGCUAAAGGUUUGGACAUUAGUCUCGCAGCCCUGCAAAGACAAGAUCCUUACAUCAACAACAUUGUAGAUGUGGCGAGUCAAGUGGCGUUGUAUACUUUCAACAACCGAUCAAAUGAAUGGGAGAAGACUGAUGUGGAGGGGACCCUGUUUGUCUAUACAAGGCUAGCAUCUCCCAGACACGGCUUCACCAUAAUGAACAGGCUGAGUAUGGAGAACCUGACUGAACCCAUCACUAAAGACCUGGACUUCCAGCUGCAGGAUCCGUUCCUGCUCUACAGGAAUGCUCGCUUAGCUAUCUAUGGCAUCUGGUUCUAUGAUAAGGCGGACUGCCAGCGCAUCGCAGAGCUUAUGAAGUAUCUGACGAAACAGGAACAGGCCCUAGCCCAGCGGGGUCAACAGGGUCAGGGGGGCUUGGUGUCUCCUCGAGCCCUGGAGGCAGCAGGGGACCCUGGGAAGGGACAAGGAGUGGACAUCCUGCAGAUGCUGACCAAAGCACGCAAUGAGUAUGACAAGGGUGGUCAGCCAGAGCCUAAAGAGAUAGGAGGGUGUAGUGUCCUUAAUGCCAACCCCAGCCUGAUCAAACCUAUCCCUGUCAAACCUAUGGAGAGAUAUCCCCAGCCUGGGCUACAGGAGAGGCCUGUUCAGGAUGGUCGAGGAGAGCCCAGGCCUCUCUCUCUGGCCACUCUGUUUGGUGUACAGCAGCCCAGAGCAGAGCUGGUCUCUCCCAUGGCUGGGUCAGGAGGUCCAGUGUCCCAGCCCCAGGGGAAGCCUGGAGGUGUCCGCCCGGCGGUGGCCCGCUCCCUGUCCUACGACGACCCAGUCCAGGCCCAGGAAGGGGGUCUGAUCUCAGGUAGCAGCCCCCCGCAGCACUGCCCUGCCUUCCAGAAGCUCAUGAAGGAUGCCGCCGCCUCCUCCCAGCCUCAGGAGCAGCUCCAGAGAGGAGGUCCUAUGGAGCAGCUCCAGAGAGGAGGUCCUAUGGAGCAGCUCCAGAGAGGAGGUCCUAUGGAGCAGCUCCAGAGAGGAGGUCCUAUGGAGCAGCUCCAGAGAGGAGGUCCUAUGGAGCAGCUCCAGCCCGUCUCCGAGUCACCCGAGAACAGACUGCGUGAGAACGGAACCCCCUCUGUUCUCCACCAUCAGACCAGACAAGACCCCAUCCAGAGACUGUUCCAGAACCAGCCCACUUCCACCACCCCUUCAAUGACCACCUCCGCUCCCUGUUGUCCUCGUCCUCCUCCUCUCAUCCCUGGUCUCCAGUCUGCCCAUCCUCAGCCUGUCCUGGUGGAUGCUUUGGGCUUCCCUGGUUCUCAACACCAUCACCUCCCUCCUCACCAGGCCCGGUCGUUGUACUUCAGCCCCUCCAAGCCCCCCCAGAUGCUGGUCCCCAUGUUGCCCUCACACCCCCUCCCACCCUGUCACCCUUUCCACCCCUUCCAGAACCCCCAGCCCCUAUACCUCCAACCCCUGCCAGCUCCCCCCCAGCCGGGGCAGCUAACCGGUGUCGUCUCCCCCCAUGAGCUGCUCCAGAGGCUGCAGCUGGUUCAACAGGAGCAGAGUCUGGUCCCGGAGCCCACUAGGCCUUCCUCUAACCUGGCUCCUCGCUUCCACGAGCCAGCCCCUCUAGCCCCCUCAGCCCCCCCAGCCAUGGGGCAGCACGGCCAGCAGCCGGCUCAUUCUACAGCCAGGUCUCUGGACAGUUUGGCUGACAAGAACUCUGCAGGCACCGCUACUCAGAAGUUCCAGGUGAUCUCCCCCCAGCGUAUCCCAGCCACGGUGGCAACUACCCUGCUCCUGUCCCCCAGUGUCUUCUCCCAGGCCAAGCGCCCCCAGGCCAAAGCCUCUGGGGACACCCACUGCCCCCCUGGCCCUAAUCCUCCCUCAGCCCUCCUGGCCCCACAGGCCCCUGACGACCCCCAACCCAGGGGCCUCUCUAAGAGCCAGCUCCAGGCCACCCUGCUGCACCUCAUACAGAACGACAGUUCCUUCCUGGAUACCAUCUAUGAGUCCUACGCUCACGGCUUCUCCACGGAAACCACCGCCAACAAGUUCUGAGGCCAGGGUCCUGUUGAAUGAGGCACCCAAUAGAAACAUGUUUCAGGGUCCUGUUGAAUGAGGCACCCAAUAGAAACAUGUUUCAGGGUCCUGUUGAAUGAGGCACCCAAUAGAAACAUGUUUCAGGGUUCUGUUGAAUGAGGCACCCAAUAGAAACAUGUUUCAGGGUUCUGUUGAAUGAGGCACCCAAUAGAAACAUGUUUCCAGGGUCCUGUUGAAUGAGGCACCCAAUAGAAACAUGUUUCAGGGUUCUGUUGAAUGAGGCACCCAAUAGAAACAUGUUUCAGGGUCCUGUUGAAUGAGGCACCCAAUAGAAACAUGUUUCAGGGUUCUGUUGAAUGAGGCACCCAAUAGAAACAUGUUUCAGGGUUCUGUUGAAUGAGGCACCCAAUAGAAACAUGUUUCAGGGUCCUGUUGAAUGAGGCCAUUAAUAGAAACAUGUUUCAGGGUUCUGUUGAAUGAGGCACCCAAUAGAAACAUGUUUCAGGGUCCUGUUGAAUGAGGCACCCAAUAGAAACAUGUUUCCAGGGUCCUGUUGAAUGAGGCACCCAAUAGAAACAUGUUUCAGGGUCCUGUUGAAUGAGGCACCCAAUAGAAACAUGUUUCAGGGUUCUGUUGAAUGAGGCACCCAAUAGAAACAUGUUUCAGGGACCUGUUGAAUGAGGCACCCAGUAGAAACAUGUUUCAGGGUUCUGUUGAAUGAGGCACCCAAUAGAAACAUGUUUCAGGGUCCUGUUGAAUGAGGCACCCAAUAGAAACAUGUUUCAGGGUCCUGUUGAAUGAGGCACCCAAUAGAAACAUGUUUCAGGGUUCUGUUGAAUGAGGCACCCAAUAGAAACAUGUUUCAGG
Molecule: messenger RNA, 3178 nt
Organism: Oncorhynchus masou masou (cherry salmon)
Lineage: Eukaryota; Metazoa; Chordata; Actinopteri; Salmoniformes; Salmonidae
Product: mRNA-decapping enzyme 1B-like
Exons: 10
Coding region: 242-2329 (695 amino acids)
Biological process (GO): deadenylation-dependent decapping of nuclear-transcribed mRNA; positive regulation of catalytic activity; deadenylation-independent decapping of nuclear-transcribed mRNA
Cellular component (GO): P-body
Molecular function (GO): enzyme activator activity; mRNA binding
Source: RefSeq, a predicted model, not a curated record